AUGCCUUCAACCAACGCACCCGUUGAUAGCAAGUCGCGGCAGUCUUCAGGAGGGAGAUCAUUUUUUGGGCGGAAGAUACACAAAGAAAGGUCGCAAGACUCGUAUAGUCCGGAUGAUGGCGGUUCAGUCCUGGAGGUGCCCAGUACCACCGGCAGCGCCAAUGGAUCAAGAUCUUCGAGAUCCUCGCACAGAUCGCAAAUGCCGUCUGAGGACGCAGGGCAGGACGGAGAUAACUUGGGCUUGUCGAUGACUGCUGGCGUUAUCACGUCAAUACCUUAUGAUAGUGUAUCACCGGGUGGGAAGACCCCUAUUUCCGUGGAUUACUUGCCGAAGAACGACAUGAGUUCUCCCCGGAAAGAGCCCUUACCGCAUCACUUGGGCAAAGGAGGCAAAGACUUCCAUCAGUAUCCUUCAUUUAACCCCUCAGAAGCUACAAAUGGUUCCUCACAUCCUACUGGACCGCGACCCCCACCUCAUUCAUCCGCUUCACAAUCAUCCUUGAAGCCCUUCAACGGCAUUCUUCCUACACGCGACAGCAGUCGCAAACCCAUACCAACUGACUCCGGAAGCAUCUACAACGAGUCACACAGCACCUACAACUCCAACUCCACAGGCGACACAGCUUCCAAUCACCGAAACUCAUUCGAUCAAAUGAGCGUCCUCUCCGCAGCUUCGUCUGUUACACGAGGCUCCAGCAUCUUCUCCUCCGACAACUCAUCACGAACAGCUGUGCAGGAAUCGCGACCAAGUACAUCAUCUCGGGGCUCACACCACCAUAACGCUUGGGCACCGCAGCAACCCUCGGGUUUUAGCUCCACUACAUCAUUCAAUCCAGACGGCUUCCACUUCCCACGGCCCAAUGAUGAUCGAAUCAUCGAAAAACAAUUUGUUGACAUGAUGAACAAGCGCAACUGGCAGGCUAUGCCUGAACAAGCGCGGCGGCAGAUGAUGGCCUACCCUACAAGUAAAAAAUGGCAAUUAGUACAUCAAGAUCGGAUGGUAGAAUGGCAAGGAGAGCAAAAGAGAAGGACUAAUGCCCGACAGACGAUGCUUAGCCACGAUGGUUCUCAAGGCAUCCUGACAAGAGCAGACGAGGAGGGGAGCCCCGAAUGGUAUGUCAGGAGGGUCAUGAAUGAUACAAUAACCCCGAAGCAACUGGGUAGCCUGAGUGUCAGUCUGAGGACACAACCGAUCAGCUGGGUCAAGUCAUUCGUCGAAGCGCAGGGUCAAGUGGCCUUGACGAAUGUUCUUGCGAAACUCAAUCGACGACAGGGCCAAGGGCCGGCUCCUGCUUCAGGUUCUACAAGUGACAAAGAUCUGGAUCGCGAGUACGACAUUAUCAAAUGUCUCAAAGCUUUGAUGAACAACAAAUACGGUGCCGACGACGCUUUGGCUCACCAACAAGUCGUUGUAUCUCUCGCAACCUCCCUGAUCUCACCACGGUUGACUACUCGCAAAUUGGUCAGCGAAGUCUUGACAUUCCUAUGUCAUUGGGCAGAAGGAGAGGGGCACCUGAAGGUGCUCCAAGCUAUGGACCAAGUCAAGAGCCACCAGGGCGAGAACGGGCGUUUCGAUGCCUGGAUGCGGAUAGUGGAAGUCACAAUAGAUGGUAGAGGCAAGAUGGGCAGUCUUGUGGGUGCCAGCGAAGAGGUCCGUAGUGGAGGCAUAGGCAUGGAGAAUCUCCUCAUGGAAUACGCACUUGCUACACUAUUCCUAAUGAACAUGGUUAUCGAUGCGCCGGAGCAUGAUUUGCAGCUACGAUGCCACAUCAGGGCUCAAUUCACGUCUUGCGGUAUUAAGAGAAUCCUAAACAAGAUGGAAGACUUCCAAUACGAGGCCAUCGACAAACAGGUUGAGCGAUAUCGAGAAAACGAGGCCAUUGACUACGAGGACCUGCUCCAGCGCGAGAACAGCAGCAUGAAAGAUGAUAUAGACGCAGAGGUCAAGGAUAUGCAAGAUCCGUUGCAGAUUGUGGAUGCCAUACAGUCAAAGGUACAGGGAAGCCGUGCGCAGGACUACUUCCUUUCUGCCAUGCAGCAUAUGUUGUUAAUCCGAGACAAUGAUGGAGAAGACCGAUUGCGGAUGUUUCAACUAGUCGAUGCCAUGCUCAGCUAUGUUGCUAUGGAUAGGAGACUGCCAGACAUGGACCUCAAGCAGAGUCUCAACUUCUCGGUUCAAAGUUUGCUGGAUAAGCUGCACACAGACUCCGAAGCACGCCAGGCAUUGGAUGAGACUACCGAGGCGAGGCAAUUGGCGGACUCUGCUAUGGCUGAGCGUGAUGAGAUGAAGGCAAGAAUCGACAUGGGAGCCGAUGGACUGGUGGCGAAGUUGCAGAAGCAAUUGGAAGAGCAGACCCAGAUAAUAGAGCUUCAAGGACGGCAAUUCCAGGCCUUGAAAGCCGAGCUUGCUGAUCUCCAACGGAUUCGCGCUGGAGAGUUGCAAAGGAACGAGCUGGAGACAAGAGAGCUAUACCUUAUGCUUCGUGAUGCCCAGGAUUUCGCUGCUUCUGUGGCUAAGAAGGGAGUCCCUGAGGCGCUUGCUUCGACGGACCCGAAGAAAAUGCAGGGCAUCUUAGACCGCGAUACUCUCAUGUCUCGAUUGGAAGUGCAACUUGAGCGGGCGAAGACGCAAUGCAAGCUGGAGGGCAAAGUCUGGCAGCAAGCUGGUCCUUCUGACAGGUUAAGGGAACUGCGCGAGCAAAUGGACGGCGGUGAAUCGAGUCCCUCAGAAGAAGACUUCUCAAGCAGGGUGACGAGGCAAUUCAGUCCUGGUCCCCUUGCUAUGACCUCGCGGAGCAAGAUACUCAAAGGUCCAAGGCGCGCUGCUGCCGAUGCUUUGGCUGCGAGCGAAGAACAGGCCUACCGGAUGUCGGGCGAAGGCGAUGCAAUCAUCUAUGAGAAACCGCGGAUUAUCGAGAUGAGCCGGCCCAAGAUGAGCACCAAACAAGCCACAGGGCUCUUGGGCGAAAUUGCUGCCAAGGUUCGCAGGUUCGAUGCAAGCGACGACGAUGAUGUCGACGGCGACGGCGUUACCACUGGACCUUCUCACCCAAGUCUUGAGUCUGACUCGCCCAAGACUCCUAUCGAUGAGAUUCCGCCUCCGCUUGAGAAGUCCAAGGAAAUGCCACCACCUCCGCUACCCACAGCGACCAUAAUGCCCGGCUUCGAGAUGGGUCCCCCACCUCCACCACCGCCUCCUCCACCGCCUUCGCUACUUCCAAUGGCUCCUCCAGGACCGUUCCCCUCAGUACCAGUGGCUCCUCCGAUGCCUCCCCCUCCAUGCCGGGCUUCUCUUCAGGCGCUCCCCCCCGCCCCCUCCCCCAAUGCCAGGCACACCUCGGACAGCGACAUCGUCUGCCCGGACUUUAAUGGGUCCACCUCCCAUUCCCGGUGCGCCACCUACGCCAAGUGCACCUCCUCUUCCGGGCCCACAAAGAGGCGGCUACUUUCCCCAGGCCCAGGGAAGCUCAAGGCUAUACAUUGGGACAAAGUCGAUGCUCCUCAAGUCACAGUCUGGGCUUCUCAUACUCCAACCCAUCAGGCUAAAGAAGAGAAAUAUAUGGAGCUGUCAAGGAAAGGUGUUCUAGAUGAGGUCGAGAAACUCUUCAUGGCCAAAGAGAUCAAAAAGAUUGGUGCUGCCAAGGGCGGAAAAUCUGACAAGAAGCAGAUUGUUGGAAGUGAUUUAAGGCAAAAGUUCCUCAUUUCAUUAUCCAAGUUCUCGACGCAGUCUGCCGACGAGAUCGUCCGCAUGAUAUUACACUGCGAUAAGGAUAUGUUAGAUAACCACGUGGUCAUGGAAUUCUUACAAAGAGAAGACCUUUGCGUAGUACCUGACAACACCGCCAAGCUCAUGGCUCCUUACAGCAAGGACUGGACUGGACCAGACGCAGAGCGGACGCAAAGAGAGCAGGAUCCGAGCGAGCUCACGAGGGAAGAUCAGAUAUACCUGGCGACUGCAUUCGAGCUCCAUCAUUACUGGAAGUCAAGAAUGAGAGCUUUGUCACUGACACGCACUUUUGAAGGCGAAUACGACGAGAUAUCAAGGCAUCUGAAAGAGAUCGUCACUGUCUCCGAGUCUCUGCGUGACUCGGUUGCCUUGAUGAAUAUUCUCGGCCUUAUCCUAGAUAUUGGUAACUACAUGAACGACUCGAAUAAGCAAGCCACUGGUUUCAAGCUGAGCUCGCUCGCGCGCCUAGGGAUGGUGAAAGAUGAGAAGAACGAAUCCACUUUUGCAGAUCUUGUGGAGCGAAUAGUUCGAAAACAAUACCCAGAAUGGGAGGGCUUUGUCGACGACAUCGGCGGUGUAGUCACUGUGCAGAAACUUAACGUCGAACAGUUGCGCCUGGACGCAAAGAAGUAUAUCGACAACAUCAAGAAUGUACAAAUGUCACUUGACUCCGGCAAUCUCAGCGACAGCAAAAAGUUCCAUCCACAAGAUCGUGUCAAUCAAGUUGUACAGCGGUCCAUGAAGGAGGCCCGACGGAAAGCAGAGCAGAUGCAAUUGUAUCUUGAUGAGAUGAACCGCACUUACGACGACAUCAUGACGUUUUAUGGCGAGGAUAGCACGGACGAGAAUGCGAGACGGGAAUUCUUUGACAAGCUAGCCAAAUUUGUUACUGAAUGGAAGCGCUCCAAAGAAAAGAAUGUUACCAUGGAAGAAACCCACAAACGAAAUGAAGCGUCCAUGGCCCGCAAACGUGCCAACGCCAAAGCCAUCAAUCCUGCUGCCGCCAACUCUGGUGCCGAUACCCCAGAUGGUCCCCUGUCUCCUUCAUCCACCGGCGCUAUGGACUCCCUCCUUGAGAAGCUUCGAGCCGCCGCUCCCCAAGCCCGGGACACUCGUGACCGUAGGCGCAGAGCACGGCUCAAGGACCGACACCAGGUCCGCAUCGCUAGCGGUCAAAGCAUUCCUGACCUGGGGGACGUAUCUAACAGCGGUAAUGAAAACGAGGAACCUGAUAAGGCCUUGCUGAGCCCCACAGCGGCCACCAAUGAAGAGGCCCCUAGCGAGAAAAUGGAACCUAUUAGCGAAGGCGAAGACGUCGCCGAGCGCGCCGCCAGUAUGCUGCAAGGUCUUCGUAGCAAUGCCGAUGCCGAUGCCGAUAGCGGCAGACCUGGCAGCAGAGAUGGCAGUCUUCGCAUAAGAAGGAGAAGAGAAAGCGCCAACGACGAGCGACAGAACCGGCGAAGUAGAAGGAGAGGGAGAGAAAGCUCGAGCACGGCUGGCGAUGAAGCGGAAACGCUCAGUCCGAGACAAGAGACUCCUAUACCUGAGAUCCAGGAACCAGAGGGCGAGGACGGCGGUGAUGAGGCAGAGGAGGUGGACGUGCCGAAGACCUUCGUGGUGCCGCCGAGUCCCGAGGGAACAGCGACGAAACCGCUGCUGUUGGAUGACUAA
Molecule: messenger RNA, 5397 nt
Organism: Letharia columbiana
Lineage: Eukaryota; Fungi; Ascomycota; Lecanoromycetes; Lecanorales; Parmeliaceae
Exons: 3
Coding region: 1-5397 (1798 amino acids)
Biological process (GO): barbed-end actin filament capping; mitotic actomyosin contractile ring assembly; actin filament bundle assembly
Cellular component (GO): cell division site; mating projection tip
Molecular function (GO): small GTPase binding; actin binding
Source: RefSeq, a predicted model, not a curated record